Messenger RNA from Loa loa (African eye worm), 1476 nucleotides. RefSeq lists its product as hypothetical. NCBI's taxonomy places the organism in Eukaryota, Metazoa, Nematoda, Chromadorea, Rhabditida, Onchocercidae. The transcript is spliced from 14 exons. Bases 1 to 1476 code for a protein of 491 amino acids. The record is from RefSeq and is a predicted model, not a curated record.
AUGAAUUCUGAUGGAAACGAUGAAGAAUGUUUGGUGGAACAACUCCGCAAAGAGUUGCGUGAUUUGACAUGGGACGAGGAAGAGACAAAACAAACGUUGAAAAAACACCGAUACAAAAACGAAGAAGCCGAGAAAGAAAGAAAUGAAAUCAAAUUAAUCCUGGAAAAAGAGGAGAUAGAAAUUGCCAAGAAGGAAGAAGAAUUACAGCAUUUCCGAGCACGAGUGCAGUUACGAUGUGAAAAGAUUGAGAACAUGCGCCAGCAGAUCUUUAUAAAUCAGAUGCGAAAGGCAGAAGCUGACGAACAAAUUGAAGAACUGAAGAAGACUUUAGAAGAAGUAAAAGUGAAAGAAAAGGCCGACCAGCAACUCCUUACAAAUCGUUUGAAAGCUGUUCAGCACAAAUUACUAAAUGCUUCUUGGGUUAUUUCGCGUCGUAAGGAGAAGGAGGAAUUGGCAGAUCUCUACAAACGCAUUGAUGAGGUUCGUAGAAAGAAAGAGCGACUUUUACAGUCCAUUCGGGAGAAGGAAGCCAUUUUGACAGAAAGCCGUGAGCUACCAUUCACGAAUUUCUGUGUAGCAAUCGCCGCCAUAACACUGAAAAACCGUACUCUUCUGAAAAAGUUGGCGCAAGAAUAUGUCACUAUUGCACAGCUCACUCAAGAAUUAUCAAACCAGGGAAUUUUGGAUACGUCGAUACUCUCGCAAUAUAGUCAAACACAGACUAGUCAGGUUCAACCACUUGAGGAAAAAGAGGAAUCUUUGCUAUGUUUGAACAAUGUUGGCGGCGGUGAUGCAUGUGAGGAAACGGUAUCGUUCGACUGUGCAGGGGAGAAAAAUGCUGCCGAAGAUAUGACCGACGAUGUUCAUUUUGAGUUUCAAAAAGAAGCCGACUCAACUGUGACCAUGCCAACUCUAGAUGAUGGCAAACUGGAAGAGAAUGUCAAACUUGUUAUUAUAAAUGAGGAAAUCGAAAAAACUGCAUCGAAUAUAGCAAUGGAAGUAGAUAAGAGCCACGAAGUUCGUCCUAUUUCUGAUGAACUGAAAAUGAAGGCCGCAGGAUUUGAAGAAGGAAUAAUCAACAUGAAUGAAAAACAUGUUUCGGUUGAUGGGAAUAUUGACCCGAGUCAGACUUCUGAUAAGGACAAUAACAUGGACAGUAAUUUCAUUUCGAAUUUUAUUGAUAGUUCGGAAGAAGUGGAAACUGCAGUAUAUGAAGGAAGUGAAGGAGAGAAUACCGUUGAUUAUAAUGACGGCGAAGGUGAACCGGAUUCAGGCGUUAAUCUCCAACCAGUGCGGAGUGCUUCGUCUGAUCUGGAUCCUACUAAUUUCUUUGAAAGCUUUACAAAUUUUGCUCCCAGCGUAUCAGCGAUGAAUUUAUCGAAUACUUAUCUUGGCAUGGAUACAGAAUUUGAUGCAUCUGCAAUCUUCAAUCUUUCUGCCGUGAUGCAAAGUGAGUUGUCGUUAAAUUUAAAUUAA